UCUAUCAACCGACGGACGAGCAGUCAACUGAUCAUAUCGUUGCCGACAAUUCACAAAUCAUUCAUUCAAUUAUCACCUACUCCUACUGAAAUUAUUGUACUCCGAUGAGUGAAGAAAGCAAGCAAAGUCACCACCACCAUCACAAGGCGGAAGACGCGGAAGCGCCGCCGCCUCCUCAAUAUGGGACUUUCCAAGGGGUUGCGAACUACCCUCCGCAACCGGUAGUUGGUUUUCCUCAACCGACUGCGCCUCCUGGGGCCACCGGAGCUCCACCUGAGUACUACUCUCACGGCUAUCAGGCCGUUCCAGGCUAUGCGGUUGUGGAGGGAACACCAAUUACACCAGUGAGACAGCGCCGCCUCCCUUGCUGUGGUUGUGGCAUUGGUUGGUUCUUGUUCAUUAUUGGUUUCUUCAUUGCUGCUAUACCAUGGUAUAUUGCCGCAUUCAUUAUGCUUUGUGCCAGAGUGGAUCCUCGUGAGAAACCAGGGUACAUCGCAUGCACCAUUGCAGCUGUUCUUGCUACAAUUGCACUCAUUUUUGGUCUAACUGCUGAUUGAGGAUUUGCAUAUAUAGGAUGCUCUUCUGCAAGGGUAUAUAUAUGUACAUAUCCAAAGUCUGCUCCAAUUAUAAUUUCUGUCCUGUGUUGCUGUUAAACUUUUACUAGUAUUAUUUGUUUUUUGGGAGAAUGGCUUUAAGAUAUAUACUUGGAAUUGCUGUAUGUGAUGGUUGACUACUAACAUUGUACUUCAUAAGAUUUACUUGUGCUUGUGUGUGCAAUUACAAAAACCAGUACAGUGCCUUUGUCUC
Ipomoea triloba (trilobed morning glory) is the source of this 807-nucleotide messenger RNA. Its product is annotated as 60S ribosomal protein L18a-like protein. NCBI's taxonomy places the organism in Eukaryota, Viridiplantae, Streptophyta, Magnoliopsida, Solanales, Convolvulaceae. The coding region runs from base 105 to 557 and encodes 150 amino acids. The record is from RefSeq and is a predicted model, not a curated record. The transcript has 4 exons.